AUGACCGUCCCGAUCGGCAAAGUGAUGGCGGUGCGGGUAAAUAGAGCACCCCUCACCCGUCGUCAGCCAAGGCUGCUGUUUGCCAGGCACGAACUUAUCCGUCGGCGCUUGGGUCGUAUUGGGACGAACCGUUCACAACGGAACCGCCUCUUCGACCUGCCCCCCCUUGCCCUUGUUCGCCAUGGCGCGCAUCGCUGGUUCUACGUCUCUGCUCUCGUGGAAGCCACCGAUGGUUACAAACCGGAAUACGUGUCCAGGAAGAUUCCUCUUCAGGUUGCCCAGGUACACAAUAAUACUCUUAAUGCGGUCUGGACGGAGAGCUGCAAACAACGGUCAGCAAGAGAUCUUGCCGAACCGGCCCCAUCCUGCCGCCUCUUGGCUGCCGCUGAACGUCCCACCUCUUCGCCCUCGUAA
Colletotrichum navitas is the source of this 414-nucleotide messenger RNA. RefSeq lists its product as uncharacterized. Lineage: Eukaryota; Fungi; Ascomycota; Sordariomycetes; Glomerellales; Glomerellaceae. The transcript has 2 exons. Bases 1 to 414 code for a protein of 137 amino acids. The record is from RefSeq and is a predicted model, not a curated record.